CGAUUUUCUACGAUAUCACCGUCAAAGAAAACCCUCAAGGCGAAUCGAUGACAACCCCAAUACAACUGCAAAUUUAAACGUGGAAUCAUUCUAUCGAAAAGAAUUUAAAGCGGUUUUAGAUUCGCAGAUCAACACGUUUACGGAUGUCCUAGAGAACUGUGUUGCCACAAUCAAACCUCUGUUCCAAGCCCUACAACCAGGUCAAGAACCAUCUUCAAUUCAAACCUUUGAAGCUUUGGCGAAGUUCCAUCCCGACAAAGACAGACCAGAUCCAGAUGCUCUUAUGUCUGAAAUAGAGACGUGAAGAUGCUAAAGAUAUUUCUAGCGCCGCAAAAAAAGCAGAGGAAAUGAAGUUGGUGUUCCCUUUGACCAACAGAUCUUUUCGUCUGGUUUUAACUGCCCCAGUGACUGUCGCCAAGGAUGAACAAACUUUUAGUAAGUUAAAAACAGUGAAAAACUUGUGCAGAUCAAGAACUAACGAUGAGAGGUUAGAGAAACUUAUGUUCAUGGCUUGUGAAAAAGACAUCACGGAUGAAAUACCUGUACAGAAUCUUGCCACACUGUGGGCUAGUUUGAAAUCAAGGCGAAUUACCAUCGGUCCGGUGUAAAUUGAACAUAUUUUAGUUACCUAAUUAGCCUACUUUUUGAUUUUGUUUGUCUUUUAGUUGUUCAGAACAAUCACAAUAUUGAUACACCAUGUAAAUAAAAACAAUUCUUAAUAUAUAUUAAAAAUUACAUUGAAAUAUUAUUGAAGUGAUUAUCCUAACCACGCCCCUGCCAAGUCGCUGCCACGCCACUUCGUCGACAAAAGUGAGUCGUGGACCUCCCCCAAGCACAUAGCCUUCGCUACACCCCUGAAUGUGAUAUACUUUGUUCGACAGAUUGGACAAGGUGCACAACAAACGAACGGUCAAGGAAAAGUACGCAAAAAAAAUUAAGCGUGUCCAAGGAGAGGAAAAAGAAGCCGAACCACCAGCCAACACACCACGGUGGGCAAUCAGCGCUGAAUGGUUGAAAUGCAGAAAAGAAAAUGAGGAGUAAGUAUAUCUCAUUAAUUGGCUUUGUCAACAUUUCAUAAGCUUUGAAGAUCAUUAACUAAUGGAACUAUAACAUUUCUUUAACUCUAGCAAUGAGAACGAUGAAAUCAAUGAUGGCAACAGUGACGACCCAGCCAGUUCUGCCAGUGCAUCAGAAGAUAGUGACCUGGAUUUUGAUGAGUGA
Molecule: messenger RNA, 1221 nt
Organism: Paramuricea clavata
Lineage: Eukaryota; Metazoa; Cnidaria; Anthozoa; Malacalcyonacea; Plexauridae
Source: the annotation of a GenBank genome assembly